AUGAAAUGCAAGGAAACUGCCACCGCCACAACCAUCACCGGCGCCUCCGCUGCAAUGUUGGAAGCAUCUUCUCCCUCCUCACUCUCUCCUACUUCAUCUCCAACUGGAUCUUUUUCAUCCUCUCCGCCACCGGCUAUUAUAGUUAGUCCUUGCGCUGCAUGCAAAAUCCUCCGCCGCAGAUGCGUGGAUAAAUGUGUAUUGGCGCCUUAUUUUCCGCCGACGGAGCCGCUCAAGUUCACCAUUGCCCACAAAGUUUUUGGUGCCAGCAACAUAAUCAAGUUGUUACAGGAACUUCCUGAAGCUCAAAGAACAGAUGCUGUGAAUAGUAUGGUUUAUGAAGCCAACGCUAGGCUUCGGGAUCCGGUAUAUGGCUGCGCCGGCGCGAUUUGCCAACUUCAGAAGCAAAUUAGUGAACUUCAAGCAGAACUUGCUAAAGCGAAGGCUGAGAUUUUAAACAUGCAGUGCCAAAAUGCCAAUUUGGUGGAAUUUAUCUGCCAAGAAAUGUCACAGAAUCAAGAAAACUGCCCUCAAGAACAGCCAAAUGAGAAUUCUCCAUUAUUUUUUGAUGAUGAUUGGGUGUGGCUCGGGAGCCCCUCUGGACAUGAACACAUUUGA
This is a messenger RNA of Fraxinus pennsylvanica, 615 nucleotides long. The record is from the annotation of a GenBank genome assembly. NCBI's taxonomy places the organism in Eukaryota, Viridiplantae, Streptophyta, Magnoliopsida, Lamiales, Oleaceae.